This is a messenger RNA of Struthio camelus australis, 3652 nucleotides long. The record is from RefSeq and is a predicted model, not a curated record. Lineage: Eukaryota; Metazoa; Chordata; Aves; Struthioniformes; Struthionidae.
GUGGGAGACCUGCUGGUUUAAAGUGGAGCUGAGCAUCCCUCAGGCAUGGGCAGGGCAGGAGGUGCACUUUGUCUGGGAGAGCGAUGGCGAAGGCAUGGUGUGGCGAGAUGCUCAGCCUGUCCAGGGUUUGACUAAAGAAGGUGAGAAGACUAGCUACAUCCUGACCAGCAGCCUGAAGGAGACGGAGCCCCACAGCCUGACGCUGUACGUGGAGCUGGCCUGCAAUGGUCUCUUUGGGGCCGGUAAGGGCAGCAUGAUUGCCCCUCCCGACCCUGACAAGAGGUUCACCCUGAUCAAGGCAGAGCUGGCCAUCUUCAACAGGGAUGUCUACGAACUGCUGGUGGAUCUGGAGAUACUGCUGGACAUGGCCCAGCUCCUCGGGGAGGAAAACCAGAGGAGUUUUCAGGCGCUGUACGCUGCCAACCAGAUGGUCAACUUAUGUGAUGUCACGGACCCGUCCACCUUCCCUGCUGCCCGUCGCUUGGCUGCGGCAAUCUUCAGCCAGAAGAACGGCGAGAGCCAGCACACCAUCCAUGCCAUGGGUCACUGCCACAUUGACACUGCCUGGCUGUGGCCGUAUGAGGAGACCAUCCGUAAGUGCGCUCGGAGCUGGGUCACAGUCGUCCGUCUGAUGGAGUGCAAUCCGGAGCUCACCUUUGUUUGCUCCCAGGCGCAGCAGUUCGAGUGGGUGCGGUGCUGGUACCCUGGGCUCUACACGCAAAUUCAGGACUAUGUUGCAAAGGGACGGUUCGUUCCUGUCGGAGGCACCUGGGUAGAAAUGGAUGGGAACCUGCCCAGCGGGGAGUCCAUGGUGCGGCAGUUUCUCCAGGGUCAGCGGUUCUUCCAGCAGCAGUUUGGCCGGAUCUGCUCAGAGUUCUGGCUGCCGGACACAUUUGGGUACUCAGCCCAGCUGCCCCAGCUGAUGCGUGGCUCUGGGAUCAGGCGGUUCCUCACCCAGAAGCUCUGCUGGAACCUGGUGAACACCUUCCCGCAUCACACCUUUUUCUGGGAAGGCAUCGAUGGCUCCCGAGUCCUGGCCCAUUUCCCCCCUGGUGACUCUUAUGGGAUGCACGGGCGAGUGGAGGAGAUGUUGAAAACGGUGAAGAACAACAAGGACAAAGGACGUGUGAACCACAGCGCUUUCCUCUUUGGCUUUGGAGAUGGAGGAGGGGGCCCCACGCAGAAGAUGCUCGACAGGAUGAAGAGAAUGAGUGACACAGAUGGGCUCCCAAGGGUUCAGAUCUCCACUCCUGACCGACUCUUCUCUGCACUGGAGAGGGAGUCAUCACAGCUGUGCACCUGGGUGGGAGAGCUCUUCCUGGAGCUGCACAACGGCACGUACACCACCCAGGCGCAGAUAAAGAAGGGGAACCGGGAGUGCGAGCGCAUACUCCACGAUGUGGAAGUUCUCAGCACCUUGGCUCUGGCACGGGGAGGCAAAUUCCAGUAUCCUGCCAGUGAACUGCAGCGGCUCUGGAGGUUGUUGCUCCUCAACCAGUUCCAUGAUGUGUUGCCAGGCAGCUGUAUCCAGCUCGUGGUUGAGGAUGCCCUCCGAUACUACACGGAGAUCCGCAGGGCUGGUGCCCUGCUCCAAGAGGAAGCCGUGCAGUCCUUAUGUGGGGAACUGCUGCAGCCCAAGUCUGAGAGCGCUGAGAGCACCCUCGUAUUGAACACUUUGCCUUGGGACCGGACUGAAGUCAUCUCCAGGCCUGGGCCAACUGGAGCAGAGACUUUAGCUCUGGUGACAGCCCCCAGUAUGGGCUACUCUGUGGCCAGGGAGCCCUUGCUGCCCCCUCAGCCUGUGUCAGUAAUGAAACAGGAGGAUGGCUCCGUUGCCAUGGAGAACGGGGUGAUUGCAGUCUGCCUGGACACGAUGGGACGCCUGACCUCACUUCGGCUGGCCCACUCUGAAAGAGAGUCAGUCCCAGAUGGAUGCUGUGCCAACCAGUUUGCACUCUUUGAUGACAUUCCCCUGUACUGGGAUGCUUGGGACGUGAUGGAUUAUCACCUGGAAACCAGGAAGCCCGUCACAACUCUGCUAAAGCCUUUGGAAGUCACCCUGGCUGGAGGGCUGCGAGGAAGCGCAAGCUUCUCUCUGCAGAUUGGGGAAAGGAGUACCUUAACCCAGGAGAUCAUCCUGGAUGCCGCCUGCCCGUAUAUCCGAUUCCUGACCCAGGUUGAGUGGAAGGAGGCUCACAAGUUCCUGAAGGUGGAGUUCCCUGUGCAGGUCCGGAGCACAAACGCUACCUAUGAGAUCCAAUUUGGGCACUUGCAGCGGCCAACGCACUGGAACACAUCGUGGGACUGGGCCCGAUUCGAGGUGUGGGCUCACAAGUGGCUGGAUCUCUCUGAGCACGGCUUUGGGGUGGCAUUGCUGAACGACAGCAAAUACGGUGCAUCUGCCCACAGGAACAUCCUCAGCCUCUCACUGCUGAGAGCACCCAAGUCCCCCGAUGCCAUGGCAGAUAUCGCACACCACCAGUUCACCUACGCUGUGAUGCCUCACCGGGGUUCCUUCCAGGAUGCUGGUGUGAUCCAGUGUGCGUACAACUUGAAUUUCCCUCUCCACACGGUCCCAGCCAGCUCUGCCCAGUGCCCAGCCUGGAGUGCCUUUUCUGUGAGCUCACCUGCAGUCGUGCUGGAGGCUGUCAAGCAGGCGGAGGACAGACCCGAAGCUGUGGUGGUUCGACUGUAUGAGGCACAUGGCAGUACUGUUAGGACCUGGCUCCAGACCUCCCUCCCAGUUAAAGAGGCGAUGCUCUGUGACUUCCUGGAACGGCCGGAUGCAAGGAGCUGCCUGCCGCUGGAGCAGCAGGGCAUGAGGCUUUCCUUCACGCCAUUCCAAGUGCUCUCUGUCCUCUUGGUCUUGAGGCAGUUUUACUGGUCCCCCUUGCUGGUGACACUGCAACCUGGACUAACACUGUGAGCUCAAGUCACUGCCUGUGGCUUCCCUGCCACUGCUCACAGUUAACCUGCUGGGGGUGCCACCUCUCUAUGCUGAGCCCAGCCAUCAGUGCCCUCUUGCUGGAGCAGGGAGGAACAACAGCCAUGAGGCAUUUUUCCACUGACCCCAGUCCAGUAAUCAUGUUUCCCCAAGAGACGUGCAGAGUGGGCAGUGGUUCCAGAGAAGGCGUAGCUGCCCUCAGCUAGCCAGCUACAGCCUUGUGGGGCAAGGGACCAGCCUGGAUCCACCCCUCUCACAGCACAAGCGGCCAUCAGGAGCACAAAAAAACAGCCCAAGCAGGCCCUGGCUACGACGACUCUGCUCACCCCCCUCUCCUUUCUGGUCAGUAGGGUUAGAUGGCCUGGUCCCCAGGCCAAGAUCCUCCUCAGACCCUGUUGCUGGCAACAGGCCAGCAAAUACAGAAGUACACUAGAGUAUUUCCCUCUUGCCUUCUGCCUCUGUGAAGCUCCCGCUUCUUGCACGGGCCUUACAGAAAAGACGUAAAUAAACAAGAGCCUUUCACAGAAACAGGAUCAAGCCUAUUCUCUUACCUUAUUUCCAGAUGUCUACACAGAUGAGCCUCCUCCCAGGGGCUCUAUUGCAGCUGCUGUUCACUCAGUGUCCUUCUCAUCAGGCUCUCAUCACUCCUGGGAUGGGGCAGGGCCGGGGGAGGACACAACAGCUCUUACCUUUUGGGGGGGGGAGGGG